AUGAUAACUGUCCUUGUUCACGAAGUACCUCAUGAAAUUGGAGAUUUUGCCAUUUUGAUCCAAUCGGGUUACUCCAAACGGAAGGCCAUGCUUAUACAACUGGUAACUGCGCUUGGCGCUCUUUCUGGAUGCGUUCUUUCUCUUUGGGUAGCAGAUCCAUCUGCUUUGGCAGACGCUGCUGCAAGCAGUUGGAUCCUUCCAUUCACUGCUGGAGGCUUCAUCUACAUAGCCACAGUAUCUGUUAUUCCAGAGCUUCUUGAAAAUUCAUCAACAGCGCAAUCCUUAGGCGAGAUUUUAGCUCUUUUGUUUGGAAUAUUUAUGAUGUAUCUCAUAUCUAUCUAUGAAUAA
This is a messenger RNA of Strongylus vulgaris, 348 nucleotides long. NCBI's taxonomy places the organism in Eukaryota, Metazoa, Nematoda, Chromadorea, Rhabditida, Strongylidae. The record is from the annotation of a GenBank genome assembly.